AUGCUGAAACAACUCAGACCGUCGUCUGCCGAAUGGCGAGGUCAUCAAAACCCGGCGGCGCUCACGAAGUCGUCUGCGGGAUUCGACACGACCAAAUUGUUCAUUGGCGCUGAGGGUACUCUGGGCAUUGUCACGGAAGCUCCUCUGAUGCCAACGUCUGUGGCAGUUGUCCACUUCCCCGACGUGCGGAAAGCAACGGAAGCAGUAUGUGAGGUCAUGAACAAGGGCGUCGGUAUCCGUAAGCACCGAACUCAAACGUUCACGCUAGCACGGUUUGACCCAGACCACUAUGCUGUCGCAGAAUGCGUCGAAUUGUGUGACGACGACUUCAUGCGCUCGACCAAUGUAUACGGCAUGUCGCUUCGGAAGUACCCGGAGAAAGACAGCCUCUACUUCAAGUUCCAGGGCCCCACCCAGCGGUCAAUCAAGGAGUCAAUGGAAAUCGUCCGCGACAUCACGAAGAAGUACGGCGGCACUGGGUUCACGACAGCCAACAACGACAAGGAGGCCGCGGAUCUGUGGCAGGACCGGAAGAACGCGCUGUAUUCGGGACUGGCGCUGGUGCCGGGAGCUCGAGGGUGGAGCACGGACGUGUGCGUGCCUGUGUCGAGAUUACCGGACCUCGUAUAUGAGACGAAGAAGGACAUCCAACAGUCAGGUAUCGUAUCGACGAUCGUGGGUCACGUUGGAGAUGGCAACUUCCAUGCGCUUCUCCUGUUCAAGAAUGACGAGGAGCUCGAGACUUGCAAGCAUCUCGUACAUCGGAUGGUAGAGCGUGCCAUUGCACUGGAUGGAACAUGCACUGGUGAGCAUGGAGUGGGUCUAGGCAAACGGAAAUAUCUCGUCGACGAACUCGGCGAAGGCACCGUGGAACUGAUGAAGACGAUUAAACGCGCGAUCGACCCCUACAACCUGUUCAACCCAGGAAGGUGCGCGGUAGUCUGCCACGCGUCCAUCUACUGA
Molecule: messenger RNA, 963 nt
Organism: Fomitopsis serialis
Lineage: Eukaryota; Fungi; Basidiomycota; Agaricomycetes; Polyporales; Fomitopsidaceae
Product: FAD-linked oxidase-like protein
Exons: 5
Coding region: 1-963 (320 amino acids)
Biological process (GO): lactate catabolic process
Cellular component (GO): mitochondrion
Molecular function (GO): flavin adenine dinucleotide binding; D-lactate dehydrogenase (NAD+) activity; D-lactate dehydrogenase (cytochrome) activity
Source: RefSeq, a predicted model, not a curated record